Gadus chalcogrammus (walleye pollock) is the source of this 5230-nucleotide messenger RNA. It is a transcript of the gene tut7, whose product is annotated as terminal uridylyl transferase 7. Lineage: Eukaryota; Metazoa; Chordata; Actinopteri; Gadiformes; Gadidae. The record is from RefSeq and is a predicted model, not a curated record. Gene Ontology annotation, molecular function: RNA uridylyltransferase activity; zinc ion binding; nucleic acid binding. Bases 125 to 4102 code for a protein of 1325 amino acids. The transcript is spliced from 29 exons.
UUUACCCCACCCCUUUGAAACUCAAGCGCAAGACAAGGGAACAUGCACAGUCAGAGCUGAGCAAGGCUUGAGUUUGUGCCCAAAUAUGCUGACCACAUAAACGCAACAGUUUUAAUUCAAGACUAUGGAAGAGCCAGGCCGGCCACGCUCUGACAAACAAGGCUCUCGGCUGAGGAACACGGCCACAGAUGAGGCAGACACCUGGAGAUCCCAAGAGAGUAGACAUGGCUACAACCCCAUACCAGCUGGAGGUCAACAGAACCGGAAGAACCAGGGAGGAGUACCAUACCGCCCCAGCCCCAACAAAGGUGGGAUGGGUCCUUUGAGUAGCUCCCCUGGCGGCUUCAGAGGUGGGCACAGUCCCUCACAGCAGCAGGGCGUCCGAAGUUUUCCUGGGCCCCAGAACAGGGAAGUUCGGGGAGAUGGCUGGAGAGGGCACCCGAAGCAUCCGCAGCAGCAACAGCAACAACAACCGCCACAAUGGAGGAAGGGGGAACACAUGAGGGAUGAAAGGGACUAUGGGAACAGGGAACCUGCUGAUUCCGUUCAUAAUUCCGGUGGAAGGCGUAGGAACCGUGACCGACGGAGGGGGUUUGGAGAGGAAGAUCAGGGUCCGGUAAUCGAUGAGUCGACGCUCUCCGCCAAAGAGUUGCAACUCCUUCAGGAAGCGGAGGAGCUGCUUGUCCAAGACCAGAUCUCUCGCCUUAAAAAGAGGGCCCGAAACAACCCAAACGCGAUGUACACCUGCUCCCUGUGUGAUGUGCUGUUGGAGUCAUUGUCCGCCGCCCAAAGACACUCGCAGGACAAGUGGCACAAGAAGCGAGCCAGGGAGAAGCGCGAGCAGGAGAUGCUGACUGAGAUCAAGCCCCCAGGCCCGGCCCAGGUGACGGAGGUGGGCACCGCCCUGCAGGCGGUGUUCACGGCGCAGGGGCUGACGGAGGAGGACGUGGCCAAGAGACAGGACAUUGUCUCCACCAUGCAGGCGUUGCUCCUCUCCGUCCUGCCUGAAAUACAGCUCAGACUGUAUGGAUCCUCUUGCACCAAGUUUGGAUUCAAGGACGCAGACAUCAACAUUGACAUUCUGUAUCCUCUUCACAUGCAUCAGCCAGAGGUCUUGUUGCGGGUCCGGGAGAGCCUCUCAGCCAGCCCUCUCUUUGUUGACCUGGAUGCUGAUUUCCAUGCAAGGGUACCUGUGGUGAUCUGCAAAGAGAAACAAAGUCGGCUGGUGUGCAAAGUGAGUGCAGGGAACGACCAUGCCUGCCAGACCACCUCCUACCUGGCUACUCUGGCCAAUCAGCAGCCCCUCGUCCUCCCACUGGUCAUCGCCUUCAGACACUGGGCCCAGAUCUGUCAGCUGGACUGUGCCGACGAGGGGGGCCUGCCGGCCUACGUCUUGGCCCUGAUGGUCAUCUACUUCCUGCAGCAGCGGACAGAACCGCUCCUGCCCACCUAUCUGAAUUUUGAGAUCAAGGAGUUCUCGCUGGGCAGGUUGGCCGACUUCAGCCUCACGCGCCUCGAGGACGGACACGUGCACUGGGCGUACGCGCCCGCCGGCAAAGACGCCUCGCUGCACGCCAAGGGCAAGGUCCCCCUGGCGUUCCAGAAGGAUCUCUCCUCUGUGGCUGUCGGACAGCUGUGGGUCGAAAUGCUCCGCUUCUACUCGCUGGAGUUCAACAUGGUCGACAACGUCAUCAGCGUGCGCACCAAAGCCAUCCUCUCCCGCGAGGCCAAAGAUUGGCCAAAGAAGCGCAUGGCGGUGGAGGACCCGUUUGCCGUAAAACGGAACGUCGCCCGCUCCAUGAACAGUCCUCAGAUGUACGAGUACUUCGUCCACUGCCUCAAAACCACCUACAAGUACUUCGCCCUGCCGCUCAACUCUCCCAGCACCAACCACAAGUUGGAGAAACCGCGUGGGCCCCCGAGGGGCGACAAGGCCCCCAGGCCGGACCCCGCGGCCCCGCUCCUGAAGGGUGUGGGCGCGCGUGACGCCGGCACGCCUCCGGCCCCCCGAGACCCGCUGGACUCGGACUGCAUCAUAGAACAAGAGGAGGAGGUGGAGAACGACCCUGAGAAGGAGAAGAUGGACCUGGGCAAAAGCAGCCUCUCCGAAGAAGACGACGACGACGACGAUGACGACGAUGACGAAGAGGAGGAGCGAGAGCAGGAGGAGGAGGACGAAGACGACGUGUACGGCCGCCUCCACCUCGACAGCGUCACCACGGAGGACGACGAGCUCUUUGUGCUGGACGAGAUCUCCGGCGAGGAGCUCCUCUCUGACGAGGAGGGUCCCGACUUUGACCUGCCGGGGUCCAUGGACGAGGAGGAGGAGCAGGCUCCUCCCACUCUGACCCCCAAGGUCGCCAAGGGCGGAGCCGGCGGUGAGAGACCUGAAACCCAGAAGCAGAAGCCUGUGAGUCAGGGCUACGAGUUCACCAGGCAGGCAUUCACUCGGGGCAAGUCCCACAUGGUGGUCUGCAGCUUGUGCAAGCGCGACGGCCACCUCAAGAAGGACUGCCCGGAGGAGUUCAAGAAAGUGGAGCUGGAGCCGUUGCCCGCCAUGACGGCGAUGUUCCUCAAAACGCUCAACCAAAUCUGCGAACAGUGCUUCAAGGACUUCGCACCUGAUAAACCAGAGGUCAGCGUCCGAGAGCACAUCCUUCAAGACGUGGAGAACUUCAUCCAAAAGCAGUUUGCAGGCCAAGUGUUUCAUUGUCCAUCGGCAAGAUUACAGCUAUUUGGCUCAUCCAAGAAUGGGUUUGGCUUCCGCCAGAGCGACCUGGACAUCUGCAUGGUCCUGGACGGGCAGGAGACGGCAGACGAUCUGGACUGCAUCAGUAUUAUCGAGAGCAUGGCCAGACUGCUGCGGAAACAUCCAGGUUUGAGGAACAUCCUGCCUAUUACCACAGCCAAGGUGCCCAUCGUCAAGUUCUACCACGUUCGCACUGGCCUCGAAGGAGACAUCAGUCUGUACAACACGCUGGCUCUCCAUAACACGCACCUGCUGGCCUGCUAUGCCGCCAUCGACUGGAGAGUGAAGAUCCUGUGCUAUGUGAUGAAGGUGUUUGCCAAGAUGUGCGACAUUGGCGACGCGUCCCGCGGCAGCCUCUCCUCCUACGCCUACACUCUGCUGGCGCUCUUCUUUCUCCAGCAGAGGAAUCCCCCGGUCAUUCCGGUCCUUCAGGAGAUUUACGAUGGAGAGAAGAAACCAGAGUUGCUCGUGGAUGGUUGGAACGUGUACUUCUUUGAUGACCUGAAAGCGCUGCCCGGUCGCUGGCCGCAGCACGGGAAGAAUGUGGAGACGGUGGGGCAGCUGUGGCUGGGUCUGCUGCAGUUCUACACCGAGGUCUUUGACUUCAGGGAGCACGUGAUCAGCAUCCGCCAGCUGGCCCCUCUCACCACCUUCAACAAGCAGUGGACCUCCAAGUACAUCGUCAUUGAGGAUCCAUUCGACCUGAAUCACAACCUUGGAUCUGGUCUGUCAAGAAGAAUGACCAACUUCAUCAUGAAGGCGUUCAUCAACGGCAGGAAGGUGUUCGGCACACCGGUCGCCUCGUACCCUCCCGAGUACCCCAGUCCCAUGGAGUACUUCUUCGACCCGGACGUCCUCACCGAAGGGGAGCUGGCUCCGAACGACCGCUGCUGUCGGAUCUGCGGCAAGAUAGGGCACUUCAUGAAAGACUGCCCCAUGCGCAAGAGGUCUAGGCAGAGGCGGGACAUGGAGAACUGGACGGACAACCCCCGGGACCGACAGGAUCUGGCGGAGACCCCCAAGGACUCGGCAGGGCGGCAGGGGGAGCGCUGGAAGAGACCCGAAGAGAAACGCUGCUGCUUCCUGUGUGGCUCCCACACCCAUAUUAAGAAGGACUGCAGCCAGUACAGAGGCCCCACAGGAAAGCCGAAGACUGAGAUGUCGUCCUAUGGCUCCUCGCCCUCCUCAUCUACUGGUUACAUGAGGAAUUACAGAGACAAAGACAAGCAGGGUGGACUCUUCUCAGAGGAGAAGAAGAGGAAGCCCAAAAGUGUGAUAUUGGGCCCACAAUCGGGUAGCCUAGCCAACUCGCACAUCGGCGGCUCUGGUCAUCGGAGGAGUCCAGUGGAGUGACGGGAUCCCUCCGGAGUGGACGGCAUCGACCCUGCCCCCCCUCCCCCCCCCUCCUUGUAGUGGUUCUCGGGUCCAGAGGGAAGGUGCUCUUCAGUUAAAAGCCCAACACGUUUGAAAGUAACACCAUGGCAGCCCGCCAUUGGGCCGGGACGCCCAGAGCCUUGACUUGAAGCCAAAUGAGUCUCAUCUAUGUUUCAUUUCGUUAUCGUUUUAACUAAACUUCUCCUCAGAAGUGCUUUUUAAGGGUGUUAAUUUUAAUUUUUUUUUAAAAAGACAAGCCAUGGUUUGUGUUGUUCUUGUCUUUUAUGUUUACCUAUAACUAUUCUCCCAUGGCCAGUGUUUGUUAGUGAGUUUUAUUUUUUAAUUAGUUUUAAUAAAUUUGCACUGACUAACCGACGUCGUCCGAGAGGAUGGUCGACAACGGGUCCGGACGGCGUCCCUGUGUGCGUCCAGGCUCUAUGUGCGCUCGCUCCUACGCCCAUCCUUAUGUUUUUAGAGUAGAAUUUUAAUUUGCAGGAUAAUUACACCGCCCCGAAGAGGCCAGGUUUUUUUAGAAACUGCCUCUGUUUGUGUGUUUGUGUGUGAGUAAGCAAGUGUUUUGUGUUUGUGUGAGCGAGUGUUUUUGUGAGUGAGCUAGUGUUUGUGUGAGUGUGAGUGAGUGAGCGAGUGUGUAUGUAUGUGUGUGAGUGAGUGAGCGAGUGUUUGUGUGUGAGAGAGGGUUUGUUUUUCGUUCUGUUUGCUGGUGGUUAUGUCUGAAGACCUGCUUAUCAUUAAACUCAAAACAUCCCCCCCCUAAGUUGGUGUCUGUUAAUGGUGAUGAAUCUUUUAUUGAAGAAAUUAUAGGCUGGAGGUGAAAUUCUUUAUAAUAUUGCAUUGGAACUAUUUUGAAUUUUAGAAGCCUUUCAAGGUUCUAAUGUUUGUCAUGUAGGUGAAACAGUAAAAGCGAUUUAGUCAAACAUUUUGGAUACCCAAUAUUUAAAAAAUGGGGAAAUUAGGCACUAUAUUGAACUUGUGAAUUAUAUAACUGGGGAAAUGUUAUGUAAUACUAAAUUAUUUGGCCAAAUUAUUGACCAUCUUAUAACAUUCAUAACAUUGUGUGUACUUAUGUGCUCCGCCUGUGACCAACGU